CAUCACUACCACUAAGUAAUUUGCAUUCUGUGGACCAGCCCCUAAAUUCCUUCGGGCUCCUACGGCCCUUUGGGCAUUGCAUUUCUGGAGGCUUUUAGAUAGAGUUCACACUUGGCUGUCUGGUUUCACCAGGAACUCUACCCAAAAGAGGAACCGGCAAGAAGAACAUCUGCUUUGUUUGCAAGAAAGUGGUAGAGCUACAAGCAAAUCUUCAGGCAUCUGAGGAAUUGGGAAGCUUCUAGAUUUCAUAUGGUUGCUGACAGGGAGGAGCAGACAAGACCCUGCUUGCUUUCCUCGCCAUGGAUAAUCUGUUGCCUCAGUCUAGAUUCUCUUAUUUCAAAAAAUAUCCUCUUCAUGCAAUUAGAAAAUAUGUAUCGAUGCUGAGAAACCAAAGAGAGGAAGAACAGGUUGCACGUUUUCAAAAAAUUCCUAAUGGUGAAAGUGAGACAAUGAUUCCUGUAUUGACAUCAAAAAAAGCAAGUGAAUUACCAGUGAGUGAAGUUGCAGGCAUUCUCCAAGCUGACCUUCAGAAUGGUCUAAACAAAUGUGAAGUAAGUCAUAGGCGAGCCUUCCAUGGCUGGAAUGAGUUUGAUAUCAGUGAAGAUGAGCCACUAUGGAAGAAGUAUAUUUCUCAGUUUAAAAAUCCCCUUAUUAUGCUGCUUCUGGCUUCUGCUGUCAUCAGUGUUUUAAUGCAUCAGUUUGAUGAUGCCGUCAGUAUCACUGUGGCAAUACUUAUUGUCGUCACAGUUGCCUUUGUUCAGGAAUAUCGUUCAGAAAAAUCUCUAGAAGAACUGAAUAAACUUAUGCCUCCAGAAUGCCAUUGUGUGCGUGAAGGAAAAUUGGAACAUACACUUGCACGAGACUUGGUUCCAGGUGAUACAGUUUGCCUUUCUGUUGGGGACAGAGUUCCUGCUGACUUACGCUUGUUUGAGGCUGUGGAUCUUUCCAUUGAUGAGUCCAGCUUGACAGGAGAGACAACACCUUGUUCUAAGGUGACAGCUCCGCAGCCGGCUGCAACUAAUGGAGAUCUUGCAUCAAGAAGUAACAUUGCCUUCAUGGGAACACUGGUCAGAUGUGGCAAAGCAAAGGGUAUUGUCAUUGGAACAGGAGAAAAUUCUGAAUUUGGAGAGGUUUUUAAAAUGAUGCAAGCAGAAGAAGCACCGAAAACCCCUUUGCAGAAGAGCAUGGACCUCUUAGGAAAGCAACUUUCCUUUUAUUCCUUUGGUAUAAUAGGUAUCAUCAUGUUGGUUGGCUGGUUACUAGGAAAAGAUAUCCUGGAAAUGUUUACUAUUAGUGUAAGUCUGGCUGUAGCAGCAAUUCCUGAAGGUCUUCCCAUUGUGGUCACAGUGACUCUAGCCCUUGGUGUUAUGAGAAUGGUGAAGAAAAGGGCCAUUGUGAAAAAACUGCCUAUUGUUGAAACUCUGGGCUGCUGUAAUGUGAUUUGUUCAGAUAAAACUGGAACAUUGACGAAGAAUGAAAUGACUGUUACUCACAUAUUUAGUUCAGAUGGUCUGCAUGCUGAGGUUACUGGAGUUGGCUACAAUCCAUUUGGGGAAGUAAUUGUUGAUGGUGAUAUUGUUCAUGGAUUCUAUAACCCAGCUGUUAGCAGGAUUGUUGAGGCGGGCUGUGUAUGCAAUGAUGCUGUAAUUAGAAACAAUACUCUAAUGGGGAAGCCAACAGAGGGAGCCUUAAUUGCUCUUGCAAUGAAGAUGGGUCUUGAUGGACUUCAACAGGACUAUAUUCGAAAAGCUGAAUAUCCUUUUAGCUCUGAGCAAAAGUGGAUGGCUGUUAAGUGUGUUCACCGAACACAGCAGGACAGACCAGAGAUUUGUUUUAUGAAGGGUGCUUAUGAACAGGUGAUUAAGUAUUGUACUACAUACCACAGCAAAGGGCAGACCUUGGCACUCACCCAGCAGCAGAGAGAUCUGUACCAACAAGAGAAGGCGCGGAUGGGCUCAGCAGGGCUCAGAGUUCUUGCUUUGGCGUCUGGUCCUGAACUGGGACAGCUGACAUUUCUUGGCUUGGUGGGAAUCAUUGAUCCUCCUAGAACUGGUGUGAAAGAAGCUGUUACAACACUCAUUGCCUCCGGAGUAUCGAUAAAAAUGAUUACUGGAGACUCACAGGAGACUGCAGUUGCAAUCGCUAGUCGUCUGGGAUUAUAUUCCAAAACUUCCCAGUCAGUCUCAGGAGAAGAAAUAGAUGCAAUGGAUGUCCAGCAGCUUUCACAAAUACUACCAAAGGUUGCGGUAUUUUACAGAGCUAGCCCAAGGCACAAGAUGAAAAUUAUUAAGUCUCUACAGAAGAGUGGGUCGGUUGUAGCCAUGACAGGAGAUGGAGUAAAUGAUGCAGUUGCUCUGAAGGCUGCAGACAUUGGUGUCGCAAUGGGUCAGACUGGCACAGAUGUUUGCAAAGAGGCAGCGGACAUGAUCCUGGUGGAUGACGAUUUCCAAACCAUAAUGUCUGCAAUUGAAGAGGGUAAAGGGAUUUAUAAUAACAUUAAAAAUUUUGUUAGAUUCCAGCUGAGCACGAGUAUAGCAGCAUUAACUUUAAUCUCAUUGGCUACAUUAAUGAACUUUCCUAAUCCUCUCAAUGCCAUGCAGAUUUUGUGGAUCAAUAUUAUCAUGGAUGGACCGCCAGCUCAGAGCCUUGGAGUAGAACCAGUGGAUAAAGAUGUCAUUCGUAAACCUCCACGCAACUGGAAGGACAGCAUUUUGACCAAAAACCUGAUACUUAAAAUACUUGUUUCAUCAAUAAUCAUUGUUUGUGGGACUCUGUUUGUCUUCUGGCGGGAGCUACGAGACAAUGUGAUAACACCUCGAGACACAACAAUGACCUUCACAUGCUUUGUGUUUUUUGACAUGUUCAAUGCACUAAGUUCCAGAUCCCAGACCAAGUCUGUGUUUGAGAUUGGACUCUGCAGUAAUAAAAUGUUUUGCUACGCAGUUCUUGGAUCCAUCAUGGGACAGUUAUUAGUUAUUUACUUUCCUCCACUUCAGAAAGUUUUUCAGACUGAGAGCCUAAGUAUACUGGAUCUGCUAUUUCUUUUGGGUCUCACCUCGUCAGUGUGCAUAGUGGCAGAAAUUAUAAAGAAGGUUGAAAGAAGCAGGGAAAAGAUUCAGAAGCAUGUUAAUUCAACAUCGUCGUCUUUUCUUGAAGUAUGAUGCAUAUUGCAUUCUUUUAUUUGCAAACUAGGAAUUGCAUUCUGAAGAUCAUUUAGAAGGGCAAGUUCAAGAGGAUAAUGAAGAUUUAAGAACUUUUUAACUUUUCAUUGACUAAAAAUGAUCAUUAAUGUUAAAGACUUGAUUUGAGACUUUAACCUGCUGGCAGUCCCAAAUGAAAUUAUGCAACUUUGAUAACAUAUUCCUUGAUUUAAGUUGGCUCUUGCAAUUAAGUGGAACUUUAUAAAGCAUAUGGGCAUUUAUUUAAUUAAAAAAAAAGGCAAAACCUGAACCACUUAAAGAGGUCUAACAAUACAAAUACACUAUCUAUCUUAGAUAGAUAUAAAUAUUUUUUUUUAAUUUUUAAAUAUUAUACUAUUUAUGGUGGUGGGGCUUUCUUACUAAUACACAAAUAAAUUUAAUCAUUUCAAAGGCAUUCUGUUCAGUUUAGAAGUUGAUUCCCAGGAGUGCCAUAUUUCAGCUACUGUGUUUCCUUUUUCCUGCAAUGUAAGCAGCUCACAUACCUUGUGUUACCAUUUUUGUAUCUCAAGUUUUUUGCACAAGAUGUGACCACUGCCAGAUCACUGUUCUUUUCUUUUUGUGACUGAAAAGCCUAUACUGCAAUUUUAAGUAAAUGUUUGCUUUUCUUGGUAAGUAUAAACGGUUCUUUUAUUUUUUUUUGCCCCAGCUGUGAGUCUUUGGUUUAGCAAAAUUAACACAGGGCUAUCAAGUGGCAUUCUAGUUUGAGUAGCCAUGUCUUUAAGUAACACUUAGUCAUAGAGUCAAAAAUAUUUAAGACUCAUUGGGCUGAAAUUUGUAACAAAUUAUAUUAAAAUGUUAUGCCUCCUUUUAGAGUUAAAUAUAAACCAUACUUUGUCAAAUAUCAUUUUGUCAUUCCCUAAAUAUAAAUCCAAGUACCUCACCUGAAUAACUGAAUUUUAUUAUUUUUAAUAUCUUUUUAUAUGUAUUUUUAAGCAUCUUUCUUAGGAAAUAUAGAGUGCUGUACUUAAAGAAUAAGAAAAGCCCCAAGGCCCAAACAGGUGGUUUCAGAACCAGGGUAUAUAUAGAAGAUUCUGUGCUGGCCGCACUCUUCAUGUCUUGUCCUCUGGCCUGUACUGCAACACAGCCCUGAGCCUUUCGCUGCUCCUACUGCACCAUUCGUUCCCUACCUUCUUUCUGUUUCAUUGGGCAUGCUAGAGAAAUAGACGGAUUCGCUCUUGUAAUGCCAUCAGUUUUUAUAAUAGCUUGAUAGGGUGUAGGUAAUUUGUUUUGAGUGUGUGGCAAAUUUGGGCCAGAAAUUCAAAAUCAGAAAUCCAUUUUCCUGUUGACUAUUUCUUUCUGAAACAGAAAUGGGUCUCAAAUUCUUACAUGUGUAAUUCUUCCUGAAAUGAGUGAGUUUUGUAUUUUAUAAUUAUUCUCCAUUUUUUAAACUGUCAGGAUAAACCACUGUCUAGUUAUUAUCACCAAUAUUAAACUGCCAGUAUUAUCACUGAAAUAUUGUUGUCAGUGAUAGGGAAAAUAUAUAUACUGUGAGUCUUCGUUAGUGAAACAAUUGAGUAUAAGGAGCUGAAAUGUCUGCAGUUUAUUCUACUUUACCCUUUAAGACUCAGUAGUCAGAUCUCAUUAGAUGGAACAUGGAAGCCAUUGUCUAAUCAGCUUUCUCUUUAGUGACAUGAUGUCUCAUUCCUAAAUUUUGUAAUGAUUUCCCUUCUCUGUUACAAAGACUUGAAAUACAUAUUUAAGUGCACGUUAGUCUUUUGUUUUGGCAUUUUAGGUUUAGAGAGUAUGACUCAUAUGAAAUAAAUGUGCCUGUUCUUUCGUUUGGUUUUUGAACCAAAAAAAAAAAAGAUUUCUUUUUAUACAUUAAUGACCUUCCAGUUGGGAUUGUUAACAUUAAAACCAUAUGGAU
Molecule: messenger RNA, 5067 nt
Organism: Hipposideros armiger (great roundleaf bat)
Lineage: Eukaryota; Metazoa; Chordata; Mammalia; Chiroptera; Hipposideridae
Gene: ATP2C1
Product: ATPase secretory pathway Ca2+ transporting 1
Exons: 27
Coding region: 300-3161 (953 amino acids)
Biological process (GO): calcium ion transport
Cellular component (GO): membrane
Molecular function (GO): ATP binding; ATP hydrolysis activity; P-type calcium transporter activity
Source: RefSeq, a predicted model, not a curated record